CGUGUGUGUGUGUGUGUGUGUCGUGUGCGUUCUUACUACUCCCCAUACCACUAUACCCGCUGCUCCUCCACUGCCGCCCACCCAUCUCCACGUCCUUCCUUAGGAAUUCCUUCUCUUUCCGCAUAAUAACCGACUGCUGCUCCUGUUGAUCUGUCUCUCUUCCUCCUCCUCCUGCUCCUCCUUCUCCUCCUCGCCGUUUUAUUUUUCCAUUUUUCCUGAUACGCAAAGCACUGUCUGCUUUGCUGCAUCUGGUAUCACUACCGUCGUCUGUCCAAUUAGGGAGGAGGACUCGUCGCGCGGAAUCGUGAAAAGUUCUGUGUGCGAUUGUUGUCGUCGUCAUUCGUUUUUCUCUCCUUUUUUUUUUUUCUUUAUCUUCUCAUACAAGAGAACAUGUGGUCUUCGUGAAAGAGAGACUCGUCGUGAUUAGAUCCUGAUUUCCCCCUUAUAAAAUAUAACGUGCUUCUCUUUUUUAUUUUAUUGUAUUUAUUUAUUAUACCUUUAUUUUCGUUUACCGUAAAGGACUUCGAAAAAAAAAUAUAUAGAACACAACUCGUUCUCGCCAUAAAAGUGUUAACGCUCGAUUUUUGUGAAGUGACUCGGUAAACUGUUGUAACAUGCUCCUGGAAAAUUUCAACAUGGCUGAUAUGGAUGGAAGGUACGUCGACGAUGGAUCUCCAGACAUUAUAGAGCUGGACCAGAAUGGCAGGGUGAUGAACAGUGUCCAUCGUGAGCCCGACCCCGACGCCAUCAAGAUGUUCGUGGGACAGAUUCCUCGUUCCAUGGACGAAAACGACCUUCGCAAGAUGUUCGAAGAGUAUGGAGAGGUCUACCAAAUCAACGUCCUCAGGGAUAAGGUCACCGGGCAGAGCAAAGGCUGCUGUUUCGUCACGUUCUACGCCAGAAAGUCCGCCCUCGAAGCUCAAAAUGCCAUGCACAACAUUAAAACACUUGCCGGGAUGCAUCACCCUAUUCAGAUGAAACCAGCUGACACUGAAAACAGAAAUGAAAGGAAAUUAUUCGUUGGAAUGUUAAGUAAACGAUACAAUGAACAAGAUGUCAGAGUUAUGUUUUCUGGACACGGAACAAUUGAAGAAUGCACAGUACUUAGAGAUGCAAAUGGGCAAAGUAAAGGCUGUGCUUUUGUGACCUUUUCCUCUCGUCAAUGUGCUAUUAAUGCCAUCAAAAAGAUGCACCAUUCACAAACCAUGGAGGGCUGUUCAUCACCCUUAGUUGUAAAGUUUGCAGAUACCCAAAAAGAGAAAGAUGCAAAACGUCUCCAGCAAGUCACUCAGAACCUGUGGAAUGUGGCCUCAGCCAAUAAUCUUGCAGCUAUUGGUCCUCAGUACUUGGCUAGAGAAAGAGAGCGGGGGCGAGAGAACGUUACUUCUGCUAACAACCUCGUAGCACUUGGGCCUCAGUAUCUGGCUGCGUACUUGCAGUUACUUCAGCAGCAGAUGGGCAAUUCAGCAAGUUCAGGUGCUACAGCUGGUAGUCUCACAAGCCAAAUGGGUAGUUUACAACAGCUGCCAUCCCUGAACAACGUUAGUGUACAACAGUUGCUCGCAGCUUCCCAAGGGAAUCUAGCCACUCAACAAAUGUUUGACUCCUCAGGGUUAAGUGGUUUAGGGUCUUUAGGUGGCCUUAAUUUACCGACAUCUACAAAUGGAUCUCAAGAUACAAAUCUUCAAAGUUUAUUGGCCUCUAUGAACUCUCAGAACACAGGGUUGGGUAUGAACGUGCAGAACCUAGCAACACUGGCAGCCAUGACAGGUGGCAGCUCAACGGGACUUCAGGCUCUCACCCAGCCAGGUAUCACACUCCCUACCUCUCCCAGCUCUCCCUUCACUCUCACCGACCCAGCAGAAAUGUUUCUUAAGCCGGUGGUGGUUGAUGCAGGAUUAAGUAGAUGUUGCCUGGAGGAAAGUAAAAUUUUACAUGACAGCAAGAUCCCAGAAGAGUACUAUAUUGUGCUGACAGGGCUCACAUCAUCUACCAGUGGAUUUCCAAACAAUGUAACUGCAGCUGCGGCAAGUUUAGGAGCGGCAGCAUCCUCUAAUCCAGCUGGCAAACAAAUAGAAGGUCCUGAUGGUGCGAAUCUUUUUAUCUAUCAUCUCCCACAAGAGUUCUCAGAUCAGGAACUUGCCCAAGCAUUUUGGCCCUUUGGUAAAGUUAUCUCUGCAAAAGUAUUCAUCGAUAAACAAACCAACCUCUCCAAAUGCUUUGGUUUUGUGUCCUAUGACAAUGCAUUGGAUGCUCAGCGGGCAAUCCAGCACAUGAAUGGACAACAAAUUGGUAACAAGCGCUUGAAGGUGCAGCUGAAGCGCUCAAAAACAGACUCCAAGCCAUAUUAACAGCUGCCAUGUUGUGCUGUUCUGCCCCGUGCCCCGUAUUGCCUGCCGUCCGUAUAACAGUGUCUACGUCCUUCUCCCAUCUUCGUAGCACGUCUCAUGCGUACGUAUGUAUACGUAUGUGUAUGCCAUGUGGUUGUAUACACUGUGCAGCUGCUGUAAAAUCACUCAAGCUAGCAGAAAACUAUACUAACCUGUCAUCAAACCUAUCAUCAUAAAAAAUAUCAGAGCUGUAACUGGACUCACAGCAGUGCUCGUCUUAAAACACAUUUAUUGUCUCUGGACAACCUCACCAAAAAAUAAAGCUAAUACUGCUUUUUUGUACAAAUGAAAAAUUUAUAAGAUUAAAUGCAUUUUUAGUAGAUGUUUACUUAGGGGUAAAUAAAAAAUGUAUACUGUCUUUUUAUCAUCUUAUACCAAGUUUAUUACAUAAGAGAUGGAUUAAAUUCAUAGCUAUGUAAAAAGAUUUAAUUGUCCAACAUUAAUAUCUUUGAUAUUGGUGAGUGAACACAUUUUAGAAAUAUAAAGGUAGCUUUACUUGCACAGAUUAUUUUUAUCUUUUGAAAGGAUUGAUUUAAUUUACGAUAAUUUUCUAUGAAAAGAAAAAUUAUUUUGGAUGGUCGCUAACCAUUUUUUUAGUAGAAGCUGUAGCUACAAUUAAAUGGCAGCUUUGGAAUUUCUUACAUUUGAGAUGAAAGAAGAGAUCAUUAGAUGACAACUCAUGUACUAUGUGCCAUGGCUCCUUAAAAACAAAACACACUAGAUGGUAUAUUGUGUUUUCAAUAUAU
Molecule: messenger RNA, 3136 nt
Organism: Macrobrachium nipponense
Lineage: Eukaryota; Metazoa; Arthropoda; Malacostraca; Decapoda; Palaemonidae
Product: CUGBP Elav-like family member 2
Exons: 16
Coding region: 615-2351 (578 amino acids)
Biological process (GO): regulation of alternative mRNA splicing, via spliceosome; mRNA splice site recognition
Cellular component (GO): cytoplasm; ribonucleoprotein complex; nucleus
Molecular function (GO): mRNA 3'-UTR binding
Source: RefSeq, a predicted model, not a curated record